GCCGCACAGUUGACAAAUCAGUUCAGAACAAGAGUUCAAACAGAGCGCAACCCCAAACCCACAAUCAGCACCAUGAAAUUCGCCGUCGCUAUUGUCUUCACCCUGGCCCUCGCCAUGGGCGUGCAGUCUUCCGUGAUCCCCCUGCUGUCCCAGGUGGCUGGACAUGGUCUGUCCUACACCGCCGUAUCCGGACCCGCUGUGGUGGCCUCUCCCUGGGCCGUUCCCGCCGCCCACUGGCCCGCCGCCGUGAACGUGGCUUCCUGGCCGCCAGCAGUUCCCUCUGUGGCCAUCCAUGCCGCCGCCGCCCCCGCCGUGGUUGCCGCUCCCGCUCCCGCCGUCGUAGUGGCUCCGGUUGCCCAUGAGGGCGUCUACACUGCCCAGACCCGCGGAGCCGUGCACACCGCUCCUCUGGCCGGACACAUCCAGUCGGUGGCCUCCAUCAACGCCGCCCCCGCCCCCGGAACCCUGUAAGGAGGAUACUAUAUAAAAGCUAUAGAAUCCCUUUUCUGAUCGGACCCAAGCGCCUCUACCAUGGAAACUGCCAUCGAUGGGAAACCCCAUGAAUCUGAAAAAAGGGACCCCUCACCACCGUUUUGUAAAUACAUUGUAUAUAUAUAGACAUAUAUAGACAGGGUACUCGCACCUAGCACCUGAACAGGAUCCUUUCACACCUGUCCCAAAAAACUGAGCCAUCUAAAUUCCCUUUCGACCUAAGCACCCCGCCACUUUUGUGGUUGCCUCUUUCUCUCGCUUACCUAUUUAUCAAGCAUACAUUUUCCAAGCAUUCCUGUGAAAAACCACUCCAAGCUUUCCUUCGAGGGAAUGCCAAGUUCAUUCUGGAGGAAACGUUUGACCAUUCUGCCAAUAAAGAAAAUGUAACUAAAAUAUAAA
Molecule: messenger RNA, 891 nt
Organism: Drosophila ficusphila
Lineage: Eukaryota; Metazoa; Arthropoda; Insecta; Diptera; Drosophilidae
Gene: Acp1
Product: adult cuticle protein 1
Exons: 2
Coding region: 73-471 (132 amino acids)
Source: RefSeq, a predicted model, not a curated record